Messenger RNA from Xylona heveae TC161, 2003 nucleotides. Its product is annotated as Dor1-domain-containing protein. The record is from RefSeq and is a predicted model, not a curated record. Lineage: Eukaryota; Fungi; Ascomycota; Xylonomycetes; Xylonales; Xylonaceae. Gene Ontology annotation, biological process: cytoplasm to vacuole targeting by the Cvt pathway; intra-Golgi vesicle-mediated transport. The transcript has a single exon. Gene Ontology annotation, cellular component: COG complex. Bases 183 to 1754 code for a protein of 523 amino acids.
CAUCCAUAAUACUAACACCAGGCGUGCAGUUUCACCGAGCUUUGCGUUUCGCUUUCCGACUUUCCCAUCGUUGAUCCGGCCAUGUAGCAUCAAGAUGCCCGUUUUUACCUAAUUCAGUGAUCAGUAUAUCACCUAAGUGAGUGGACCUUCAGACUGCGGCUGGCCGCAGUUUUCUGAUAAACAUGGCGGAUCCUUUACAUGAGCUUCUGAGCCCCUACCUGGGGCUGCAGUCUCCCUCUGAAGAGACUUUGUCUGAAGACAGCAUCAUUUCCGAUUACCUAUCAAGCCUCUGCACUCUCUCAGUGUCUUCUCUGAACACGUCCGAGCCUCAAUCGCUCUCGCAAUCGCUACAAUCGAAACUACUAUCGCUUCAGGCGUUGUCGACACGGUCUUACAGCUCCUUGAUAUCAUCUUCGGACUAUCUUUCGACACUCCGAUUUCUUCUACCGAAAGUCUCGAGUGAUACAAACCAACUUCAAGAUGACAUCCCAGGGUUGGAUAAAGAAGCUGUUCGAUUUGCCCACACAUUCCACAAAAACGCCGAAAACCCUUUGCUUGUCCGACGGAAAAAGGCAAUGCUUCUUGCCAGGAACGUGGAUCGACUAGGAGACAUGCUUGACCUUCCGACUCUCCUUUCGUCAGCGGUCACGCCGCUAUCAACGAGCUCCAAUGCCAAUGCCGCGCUUGGUAGCCAAUACUCCUCUUCAUUCAACGCAAACUAUGCUUCAGCUUUAGAGCUGUUCGCACAUAUCAAACGACUUCGAACUUUAUAUCCGUCCUCUCCGCUUGUAGAUUCGAUUGUCUCUGAGGCCGAAGUGGCCAUGCGGGUUAUGACGACAAAUCUGAUUUCCAAUUUGAGAACUCAAGGCAUCAAAGUCGCUGGUGGGAUGCGGAUCGUUGGAUGGUUACGACGACUUUCCCCGGAACUCGACAAUUCACAAGGAUUUUCGCAAGCUGGGGUCAACCUCAUCUCACAGGAAGACGGUCUUGGCGCUCUUUUUCUCGUUUGCCGUCUAGCAAGCCUUGUUGCAAUGCUAGAAGCACUAGAUCCUCUUCGAGAAUUGGCUGAGCAAGAACUCGAGAGACGGGUGGCGAGCGAAAAGGCUCCAAAUGUGACUGAUGCCAACGGCCCUUCUUGGGCUGGCGGCCAGCAGACGGAGCGAUAUCUGAAACGCUAUAUUGAAAUAUUUCGUGAGCAAAGCUUUUCUAUUGUCUCUAUGUAUAAAAGCAUUUUUCCAUCGCUUGUUAGUGCUUCGGACGGGAGUAGGGAGCAACUGGCACCGCAGACAAAGUCAAAUUUACCGUCGCACUAUGUUAGAGACAUCAAAGCUGCAGCAGACCCAUCAGCGACAGAUCCUUUACAGCCGAUUCCUUCUUCGCUGUCUACGUUCCCUCUUCAUUUGGUCUCUUUGCUUAUUGAUACCCUACGAAGAUAUCUUCCCAGUGUCAAAGAUAAGGGUGCGCGAGAGAGUCUCCUCACACAAGUUCUUUAUUGUGCAGGAAGCCUAGGCAGGCUUGGUGGCGAUUUUAGUGUCAUGCUCGCAUUUCUCGAAGACAGCGACGAUGACGACAGCGAGGGAGGAGAAGAAGAUGAAGAGUUCGAGGUCGAGAACACUGAGGGCACCUCGUCAAAUUCUGUUGAAUGGGCGGAGAUGAUCAAAAAGCACCGUUUGCUUGCUGGGCGCCUGGAGUUACUAGCCAGUGGAGCUGGUACGUCUCAGAAUUGGUCCAAACGCCCUUCUGUGGGAACAUAGACGUAAAAAGACACUGUUUUCCACCUCUUGAUAUCACAUUAUACUGUAUUCUACGUUGAGCUCAAAUGUCUGUCGCCUUCUGGCUGGGCGUUAAGCUCUCAGGGGGUCUACCUAAAUGUUCUGUUGUUUGAUACCUCCUUUCCCAGGUCAUUUCUGUUCUCAUUUCGUGGAUUGCUUAGGCGCAUAUGAAGGGCAUCUGGCUUUGGAGAGAUUUAGAUGGGUUGGAAUACAAUUACUUUAAUAAGCAGC